Molecule: messenger RNA, 4449 nt
Organism: Naumovozyma dairenensis CBS 421
Lineage: Eukaryota; Fungi; Ascomycota; Saccharomycetes; Saccharomycetales; Saccharomycetaceae
Exons: 1
Coding region: 1-4449 (1482 amino acids)
Biological process (GO): actin filament organization; vesicle transport along actin filament
Cellular component (GO): cytoplasm; vesicle; myosin complex
Molecular function (GO): microfilament motor activity; actin filament binding; ATP binding
Source: RefSeq, a predicted model, not a curated record
AUGCCAUCAUUCGAAGUCGGUACGAGAUGUUGGCUACCAGACGAAGAAAAGGGUUGGGUUGGUUGUGAAGUCACCAAAAAUGAAUAUUUACCCAGCGGCCAAUGCCAUUUAGUAUUAACAAAGGAAACAGGUGAAACAAUCUACAUAGAAACAACCAAUGAAGCCUUGAACGCAGCAGCAAAUUAUCAAGAUUCAACCAUUAAAGACACCACUUUACCUGUCCUUAGAAAUCCCCCCAUUUUGGAAGUUGCUCAUGAUUUAACCUUUUUGUCCUACUUAAACGAACCUGCUGUAUUGCAUGCUAUCAAACAAAGAUAUGCCCAGAACUGUAUAUAUACGUAUUCUGGUAUAGUCUUAAUUGCAAUAAAUCCAUUCGCGAACAUAGAUGAAUUAUAUACCCAAGAAAUGAUCCAACAAUAUGCAAGGAAAACAAGAGAAGAAAUGGUUCCACAUAUCUUCGCCAUUGCUGAGGAAGCCUUCAGAGAAAUGUCUAAUAAGCAUGAAAACCAAACUAUCAUUGUUAGUGGUGAAUCCGGUGCUGGGAAGACUGUAACAGCUAAAUAUAUCAUGAGAUUCUUCGCAUCUGUAGAGGAAGAUAUUUCUGCCUCAGAUGGUGAUGAAGCUCAUCAAUUGGAAAUGUCCGAUAUUGAAAAGAAGAUAUUGGCUACCAAUCCAAUUAUGGAGGCAUUUGGUAAUGCGAAAACUACUAGAAAUGACAAUUCGUCUAGGUUUGGGAAAUAUUUACAAAUUUUAUUCGAUAGUAAUAAAAAAAUCAUUGGGUCUAAAAUUAAGACGUACCUCUUGGAAAGAUCAAGAUUGGUUUAUCAACCGAAAAGUGAAAGAAAUUAUCAUAUAUUUUAUCAACUGUUGAAGGGACUAACGCCAGAUAUUAGAGAGUCCCUACAUUUAACUGAACCAUCUGAUUAUUUUUAUUUGAAUCAAGGUGAAUCUAUCGAGAUCAUUGGUAUGGACGACAUAGAAGAAUUUAACGUGACUUCAGAUUCUUUAUCAUUGAUUGGGUUUACUUCUGGUAUGCAAUUUGAAAUAUUUAAAGUUUUAGCCGCUUUACUACAUAUAGGUAACAUUGAAAUUAAGAAAACGAGGAAUGAGGCAUCCGUGUCUUCAGAAGAUCCACAUUUGAUAUAUGCUUGUGAGUUGUUAGGAAUUGAUCCUUCUUCAUUUGCUAAAUGGAUUGUGAAAAAGCAAAUCAAUACCAGAUCAGAAAAGAUUAUUUCCAAUUUAAAUUUCAAUCAAGCUUGUGUCUCUAGGGAUUCUGUUGCAAAAUUCAUUUAUUCCGGUAUCUUCAAUUCAUUAGUGGAAAACAUCAACACUGUCUUAUGUAAUCCUGAUGUAGAGGAAUCAAUUAACUCUUUCAUUGGUGUCUUGGAUAUUUAUGGGUUUGAACAUUUUGAACAGAACUCAUUUGAACAAUUUUGUAUCAAUUAUGCUAAUGAAAAAUUACAACAAGAAUUUAACAAACAUGUUUUCAAAUUAGAACAAGAAGAAUAUAUCCAAGAAGAAAUUGAAUGGUCAUUUAUUGAAUUUAAUGAUAACCAACCCUGUAUUGAUUUAAUUGAAAACCGAGUCGGAAUUUUAUCAUUAUUAGAUGAAGAAAGUAGGCUGCCCUCAGGUUCUGAUGAAUCAUGGACUGAAAAACUAUAUCAAACGUUUAGUAAACCACCUACAAAUUCAGUAUUUGGUAAACCAAGAUUCCAUCAAGACAAAUUCAUAGUUAGCCAUUAUGCUAACGAUGUUACAUAUGAUGUAGAAGGUUUCAUUGAGAAAAAUAGAGAUACUGUGUCUGAUGGACACCUUGAAGUAUUAAAUGCUACAACUAAUUCCACUCUAAAAUCAAUUUUAGAACUUCUACAAAAGGAAACAAUUGAACCAAACACUUCUAGUAACUCGGUAGCUUCCACUGCUAGGAAUAGUCCAUCUCCUACGGCUUUGAAUAAAAAGACAACACAAAGGAAAAACACAUUAGGUUUCAUGUUUAAAAAAUCCCUAGUUGAAUUAAUGCAAACCAUCAACGAGACAAAUGUUCAUUAUAUUCGUUGUAUCAAACCUAAUUCAGAGAAGGAGGCAUGGAAGUUUGAUAACUUAAUGGUUUUAUCUCAAUUAAGAGCAUGUGGUGUUCUUGAAACCAUUAGAAUCUCUUGCGCAGGUUUCCCAUCGAGGUGGACAUUUGAUGAAUUUGGUCAGAGAUAUUAUUUCUUAACUAGUACCUAUGAUGAAUGGAAUUCUUUAGAUAAUGAAGAUACUAAUGUAUUGAUUCCAUUCUGUAAACAAAUUUUAAAUGAAACAAUUGAUGACGUAACAAAAUAUCAAGUUGGUAAUACCAAGAUUUUCUUUAAAGCUGGUAUUUUAGCGUUUUUAGAAAAAUUAAGAAGUGAUAAACUUAAUAAAUUGGCUAUUAUGAUUCAAAAUAGAAUAAGAAUGAAACAUUAUCGAUAUUUAUACUUGUCAAUUCAAAAGAGUAUUCGUGAUUGUCAAAAAUUGAUUAGAGGAUAUAAUGUUCGUGAAGAUGUUGCUAAACAAGUGAAACUCGCCGCUUCUAUUUUGAUUCAAACUAAAUAUAGAUCUGUGAAAGUUAAUCGUGAUGUAACCGAAACUUUGCAGAGUAUUACUAGUGUACAAAGUCAACUGAAGGGAUAUAUUGUAAUGAGACGUAUUGAAAUUGAGUUACAAAAGAAAGCAUGUACCAUGAUUCAAAAGAAGGUUAGAUCAUAUAAAUACCAGAGGCUCUUUAAGGAUUACAAGAGAUCGUCUGUUGUCAUUCAAAGUCAUAUGAGAAGAAAGGCUGCUGUGAAGAUAUAUGAACUAGCAAAGAAGGAACGUAACUCCGUGGGUCAUUUGAAAACAAUUGCGGAAGAUUUACAAAAUGAAGUUAUUCAAUUUAUUGAAGAAUUAGUAAUUAAUAUCAAAGAAAAUAAGAAAACUACAGAUAUAUGUCGACAGAUCUCUAAGGAAGAUAGAACAACAUUGAAGAGCUCGACGGGAAUACAAUAUUCCAAGAAAUUGCAACAAUUGAAAGAUGAUAAAUUGUUAGUACAAAAUGUUUUGGAUAAAUAUGAAAAAUUGAAAGAUUUUUGUAGAAAAGAAUUAAAAGAUUUAGAAGAGCAUACGUCUAAUAAUAAUCGUGACAAUCUAUCACUGGAAGCCAAAUUAUUACAUACCAAGAAAGAAAUAAAAAAAUUAAGAGGUAUGGAUUUUAGUCAAAGUAGUGGAGGGGCAAAAAAAAGUACAAACGAUACAUUGAAUUUUGAUGACAAUACUAAACCAAUCAACGAUGAACUAGUUAAUAUUUUGACCAAUGAAACAUCUAAUUUGAUCAAAGAAGCUAUAGAAGGAAUGCUACCUCACGGUAAUGGUGCUGAUGUUAUAAAUAAAACUGCGAAGAAAAAUAAGAAUGAAAUUUUAUAUUUUGCGAGAACGAUUAUAAUUAUCCUUGAUUAUAUGUCUAAAUUGAAUUUAACAGAUGCGAUGAAAAAAUUGACUACACAAGCAUUGAUGGCGAUUGAAGAACUUAUAUCAUCUGAAGAAUCGAACAGUAAGCAAAAUGCCUUAGCAACGAAUUUUUAUUGGUUAAAUAAUGUCCAUGAAAUCUAUGGCUUCAUUUAUUAUAUUUCAUCUCGUAGCUCUAAUUCGAAUGCACAUAUGAAAAAUGAAAUUGAACAAUUACAAAAGAGUUGUACAAAGACAUAUCUUAAGCUUUACAAGAAUUGUUCCAGGUAUACCUUACAUGAAUUAAAGAGACAAUUUAACUCAAGUAGUAGCAGUAGUAGUAACAAAGAAGAAAACGAUGCUAUCAAAGAACAAUUGGACACGAUUUAUAUUUAUACUGAUUUGUUUGGUAUGGAUGGCACAUUUGCACAAAAUAUGAUAGUUAGAAUAUUAGAAGAACUCAACACGAUUCUAUUUAAUGAUUUGUUGAUUAAUACAAACAGAUUGACAUGGGAAGAUGGGUACCAAAUUGACUUGAAAUUGAGGAGAAUAUUUAAAUGGUGUGAUUCACAUGAAAUAUUAUCUAGUCAAGAAUAUUUGAAUCAUAUAUGUCAAUCUGCCAAAUUAUUACAAUUAAGAUUAUCCAAUUUGGAAGAUUUCAAAAUUGUUUGUGAAUUUUGUUAUUCUCUUACCAUGGAUCAAAUCCAUACUAUUUUGGCCAAAUAUACUCCCACAGAGUUUGAACAGCCUAUUCCAAAAGAGAUUAUGAAUUAUAUAUCGAAUAUAUUGAGGAAGAAUGAUUCGAGAAGACAUCAUAGUAAUAAUCACAGAGGUACGAAGAACAUAACAUUGAAAUCGACAAUGGAUAGUGUCGCUCAUAACAAUGAUGGCAUGGACCAGAUAAGGUCUAUAGAUAUUGAAGGAUAUGGAGAUUUGGGGGCGUACUUGCCAACAGAUCGUGAAUUGGCGUACUUGAGGAAAGUUUUACAACUUAGCGUUGUUUAA